AUGGCUGCUCCGGAUGUAGCAACAUUCAUAAACCUUUCGGACUUGCAACGAAGGUACACUGAUUCCUGUAGGAGACUUGGCUCCUUACCUAAUGCCACAAUUUUAUCCAGUUUCUUCAAGGCUGAGAUUAGGAAGUCCUGCAGUGAUCCGUGCAGCCUAGACAUCUUCUUGGAUGAUCUCACAGAUAUGGAUUUCCAACCUCUCCUAGACAUAUCUGUGGCAAUUGACUCAUCUGAGAUUGAAGCCGUUGAUAUUCACAAUGGAUCAUCUUGUGUAUUGAGUGUAGAAUAUUCUUUAGCAUUGAUUCAUGCUUUUAGUCAAAAGCUCCGGACUGUUCAUCUUGAAGAUUCACGAAAUGGAAAUGACCUCUUUAGGGAAAUUUCUUGUAGAGGAACGACAUGCCAAGGUUUGAACUUGAGGUCUUCACAUAUUAGGAAGCUUAACAUGGUAGGGGAGUUUACAAAGUUGCAUACACUCAAUCUCGACUCUAGCACUUUGCUUACCAGCUUCCAAGAGGGAUGUUUUACUCAGAUGCCAAACCUAACUUCCCUCUCCAUGUGUGAGACAAGAGUUUCAAAUCUCUGGACGACCGUGGCAGCACUUUCAAAGCUUAGUUCUCUGACAGAACUUCGUUUUCAGAAGUGGGUCUGCUGCAAUGAGACUGUAUGUCCUUCAGUGUCAUCUGAUGGUAGUUGGGAUGAUCAAUUUAGCAUAUCAAAUACUUUUGCAGACAGUGGAAGACAACUAAUUGAUUUUCGCGAAACUUCAAAUCUUGUCUCAAGCACAGAAGAUACACUUAGGAAUAUUCUUCCUUUUAGUAAUGUGGGUACAGUUCAAGACCUCCAAAGCAUGAUGGAGGAUAUGUCAGAUGGGAGUGAAGCUGACUUUUCAUUUCAGCAUCAGGAGGCUGAUUAUGCAGGAUUGUUUUUAAACAGUCUUCAUGGGCAGCACAGAGAAGCCAAUAUGCAAACUGUGGGGUCAACCGGUAUGUUGUGGAAUGAAAAUGAAGAGCCGUCUGCUAUCACAAGAUAUGAUGGAGACAUGGCCUUGACGUAUGUUUCUUGCUGUGCUUCACCAAUAUGCUAUGAGAAACAUUACCGAGACUACAUGAUAGCUUCACUGCCUAAUCUGAAAGUCUUAGAUGAUUUACCUGUCAGAAAGGCUGAUAGGGAAAGUGCUUCUAUCACAUUUUCAAAAUCCUUUGAGUACUUGCCAUAUAAGCGAAAGUAUAAGGAGAGCGUAGUUAGUCUUUUGCAUAAACGUGAGAUAAAAGGAAGUCGCUCUUGUCCACAGAUUAACCAUCAGAAGUCUUCUUCACCAUAUGGAAGUUCACAGUUCUUCUACACACGUUCUCUUUGUGCUGCCAAAGUGGGAUCUACUGCUCGGCCUUCCUUGCAUCCACUGUCUAUAUCAAGUUGUGAUUUGUCAAAUGGAGGCAGAAGCUUUCGUCCAAGGCAGUUUGAGUACCAUCCAACUAUCUCUAGCCUAAUGGUUUUUGGUACUUUAGAUGGUGAAGUGGUUGUAGUCAACCAUGAGACUGAGAAAAUUGUUGGUUGUGUUACUUACUUUGGAGCAAUGAAUAGCGUACUGGGCCUCUCGUGGCUCAAGAAGUAUCCCUCCAAGCUUAUAGCAGGGUCAGAUAAUGGCUCACUGAAGUUGUAUGACAUAGAACAUAUGCCCUCCAUAACAAAUGGCCUCCAUUCUAGUCCUCGUGCUGUCACUUUUGACGAUUUCGAACAAUUGACAUCUGUUCACGUCAACUCAACAGAUGAAUUGUUUCUUGCAAGUGGCUACUCAAAGAAUGUAGCUUUAUAUGAUAUCAAUUACGGGAAGCGCAUUCAGGUGUUUAAUGACAUGCACAGAGAGCAUAUAAAUGUCGUGAAGUUCUCGAACCAUAAUCCAUCCAUGUUUGCUACCUCAUCAUUCGAUCAAGAUGUGAAGCUGUGGGAUUUGAGACAAAAACCCAUUUGGCCUUGCUAUACAACUUCAAGCACCAAGGGAAAUGUGAUGGUUUGCUUUUCCCCAGACGAUCACUACCUUCUUGUGUCAGCUGUUGACAAUGAGGUUCGACAACUUUUGGCUGUUGAUGGAAGGCUUCACAUGAGUUUUGAAAUACCGCAUACUGGGAGUGCACAGAAUUACACUAGAUCCUACUACAUGAAUGGUAGGGAUUACAUUAUAAGUGGGAGUUGUGAUGAGCAAGUGGUCCGUGUUUGCUGUGCUCAAACUGGGAGGCGUCUUAGAGAUAUUUCCUUGGAGGGAAAAGGCCUAGGGUCUUCCAUGUAUGUGCAAUCCUUGAGGGGUGAUCCUUUCAGAGAUUUCAACAUGAGCAUCUUGGCUGCCUACAUGAGACCAAGCUCCAGGUCUGAGAUCGUCAAGGUGAAUUUAUUAGCAUCUCCACAGAAACCCGGUGAAGAGUGUUGCAGUCCUUAUUCGAGACCAUCGAACAGAAUGGGUGGUUGA
Molecule: messenger RNA, 2463 nt
Organism: Linum trigynum
Lineage: Eukaryota; Viridiplantae; Streptophyta; Magnoliopsida; Malpighiales; Linaceae
Source: the annotation of a GenBank genome assembly